CAGGAUCCACCUGUGACACUGGGGCUGGGCUACUGGCAGGACAGGUAGGGCAGGUUUCUAUUGUUACCACAGGUGCUGGGAGGAAACACACAGGAGGCUGUAAGACUGCGAGAACAGGAAAAACGGAUGAGAGGACGGCAUAAAGAGAGAGAACAGGAAAGAAAACUGACGUUUGACAGGGAGCAGCAGGUGGAUCAGACAGCUGGAGAUUUUGUAUUCUUUCAGUUCCUGUUUUAUCUGAAGGAAGUUAAUUUUUUUCUCCCUGAACAACACAAGGAUGGGAUGUUUGUUCUUGCUUUCUUUUGCAAAGUGGGUCAACCCCUGAGAAGGAGCACAACAGGAGAAAGGCCCAGAGGUGGAUACAAUGCUGGACUACAAGACAGAGGUGUUAGUAUUUUAAAAAAGGAAAGGUUUUCAAAUUUAAAUUAAUACUCAGGUGAUGUCUGACCUGUGAACUGCAGUGUUUUUGCAUCUCGGCAAACAAAGUCAAACCAGUUUUACAAAUUCAACGAAAUUCUGCGACUAGAAAUUUAGCCUUGAAGGAGAAGAAGUGGGGUUUUCUACAUUGCCUUUCCAAAAACCCAGCAUUUUAAAAUCCUAACCCAGCAAGUGCUUUUACACAGCACAUAGGAAGGAUCACCCCUUUCUUCCAGCAUCACCCCUCUGUAACCUCCACCAUGCAGACCCUAGGGUCCGAGCACGAUGACUCCUUCGACUUCCUGUUCAAGAUCAUCCUCAUCGGAGACUCCAACGUGGGCAAGACCUGCGUGGUGCAGAAUUUCAAGUCAGGGAUUUACGCAGAGAGGCAGCAGAACACCAUCGGUGUGGACUUCACCGUGCGCACUGUGGACAUCGAUGGGAAGAAAGUGAAGAUCCAGGUGUGGGACACGGCAGGUCAGGAGAGGUUUCGUACCAUCACCCAGAGCUACUACCGCAGCGCUCACGGCGCCAUGAUCGCCUAUGACAUCACACGACGCUCCACCUUUGAUUCUGUGACACACUGGAUCAAGGAGGUGGAGCUGUACGGGGCAAAUAAUGUGGUGCUAGUACUCAUAGGUAACAAAUGUGACAUGGAGGAGGAGCGUCAGGUUCAGUUUGAAGAUGCGUGCAAUCUGGCAAAGGAGCGAGGUAUCCUCGCUGCUCUAGAAACAUCGGCAAAGGAGAGUCAGAACGUGGCGGAGGCCUUCAUGAUGAUGGCCAGAGAGCUGCUCUAUCGUAAUGGCCUUAACGUCCAUCAGGAGGACGUGAAUAGCACAAGUCAUGUUCUCCUCCGGUCCGACUCCCGGCCGGUUAAUGGCAUAGUCGGUGCCUACUCACCACCAGAGACAGAGAAGAAGUCCUGUUGCUGAUUUCGGACGUGGACAUAACAGGGAAGAUAGGGUUAAAGGACAUUUGUAGUUGUGAAUGUUGGAAAAGAGGAAUGGAAGAAGAUACGAUGAUGAGCGAGAUGUGGACUCAUGGACGCCAAGGCCUCCAAGAAUUAGACAAAUAUUGGAAAGUAUUGAACAAUAAAUUCAGUGUACUUUUCUGUGACGUGAAGAGAAUCAGAGAAUUGAAGAGUGUCAAUGUUACGAUGAGGCAUGUUUGCCAUUGAGAGAAUAAGAGACAGUGGUGAGUGGGUGCGAUUAGUGUGACAUUUUCAUUUACAUCAACUGCAUUCUAGACUGUUUUAUCUCCUCCAGUUUUUCAUAUAUGCAGAUCAUGCUGUGAGACUGGCACUUGCUUUUUGUUGUAUUAAGUUUGCACUAACGUCUGGAAUCAAAAUAUCGGAAUGUAAAAGAGUUAAUACGCCACUUUCCACCAAAAGCAUCGGCUCCACCUGCUGGCUGACCUUUAACCCUGUUACCUCUUACAAAGCUGUGCUGCAAGAACACACAGAAUUCCAUAUCGACUGUGUUUUCUCACAUCUACCAUCCAAAUAUCGUCUCCAUCCUUCACUGAGCUGAUACGUCUUUUCAGGGUCCCCCACCCCCGAACCCCCAUUGCUGCUGCACUCUGGGUGAGAACGUCCUGGAGAACCUGCCACAAACCAGGAGACCGUGAAUGGAAACACCUGUGUUUGACUAUGACAGUUGUUUUACAUCUUCACAAAUAUCUGUAUUACACUCUGAAUGUACUUUAAUUUGGAUCCUUAUCAAUUUGCAUCACGAUGCAGUAGGAAAUAAGAAUUUUUACAAGGAACAAAGAAACAACCCCAGUGCAUCUUGGGUUGGUAUCUACAAUUCUCUUGCAAUCUCCUGGAAGGUUUUACAUAAAGAUGCUUUUUAGUUUUGUGUGUUGAUGACUGUGGGGGGGAGUGUUACCAGUCCAAACAUCUCCUGUACUGGAGAUCUGGUGACUGUGAAGGCCACAGUAUAUGAUUCACUUUUAUUCCUACUAAUAAAAGCAUUCAGUGACCUCUCUGCUGUAUGUAGGCAUCUGCAUUUGUUGUGUUUUCCCACUCAACUACAACCCCCUCUACCUCCUGAGCCACACCCCACCUCACCUAUGCAGGUUUUCUUUUAAACGAUCAUGAGCCCUGGCUUAAAGGGAGGUUUGGCCUUGUUUUUUAAAUCAUCCUUGAGGACUACCUCAUCCUGAAAACUAGGGGGCACUGUGUCCACACAAAAACAUAACUACAGCUUUGGUACUCAUUGCCCAACACAGUAAAGAUCAGCUUAAUGUAAAACACAUGUGGCUGCACUAAGGAACAUAAAUGCAUCUCAGUAAACAGGGCUCAACUGUGUCAAGGUCAGUUCCUACAAACCCAACGGCCAAACUUAACGUAAGCCGACAGGGCUUCCGUCCAGGAUAUAACCUUUUAUUUGUGUUCAGUGCCAGGUUGGCUGUUCCUAUUUAAACCAACCUGGAAGUCAUGGAAGUCAUGUAGCACUGAUGCAGCCAAUCUGGCUUGAUUCUUUUAUCCAUUUCAUCAUGAGGGGAACAAUCCAGAUGGGGCCUUCAUCCAAAACUAAAAAUUCCAGUGUUAAAGCAAUAAAUGAUCAAUCAGUGACCGUGAAACCUUUUUUCUUUCUCUUGAGAAACAAACUUUAUUUGAGUAUGAAUGAGUUCUGCUACAACUGUGUUUAACUCCUUCAGUGACUGCAGGAAAUGAUGGACCAUGUUUAAGCACCUGGGACUUGGGAGUUUAAUUAAGGGAACACACUAGGUGGCGCUAAUCAACACCGCAAAACUUCACCUUCAACUGCAAAAUUGAAAUCUCUGUCAUUCCUCAUCAUUCAGAUGUCAAAUUAAAUAAAGACUAUGACGGCCCCAAGAGACACAGCUUGAGUUUAUUCUUCUCCUGCUGCAUUACCGCCACCAUCUGAACUGGAGUGAACUGGAGUCUAGCCUCCAUCCUGUCUUUUCCAAGUAUGUGAAAAAAGCUUUAUACCCCACAUGCUCAUGAUCAAUUUUAACAGUCCUCAAUUUUUCUAUAAACUCUCUUUUCAAAUCUGAGAUCAGAUCAUUUUUUACAAUCCGGUAUGUUUCUAUGUAGUUAUCAUGUGGUGGAUACCCAGUAUAUCUUUCAUGUCCUCAUUAAAGUUUCCAGUCAUUCUGGUUGUCAA
Messenger RNA from Paralichthys olivaceus (Japanese flounder), 3548 nucleotides. RefSeq names its product ras-related protein Rab-19-like. Gene Ontology annotation, biological process: vesicle-mediated transport. NCBI's taxonomy places the organism in Eukaryota, Metazoa, Chordata, Actinopteri, Pleuronectiformes, Paralichthyidae. The record is from RefSeq and is a predicted model, not a curated record. Gene Ontology annotation, molecular function: GTPase activity; GTP binding. Gene Ontology annotation, cellular component: Golgi cisterna; trans-Golgi network.